AUGGCUCCUAGUAAAGGAUGGAUGGAUCUUGUUGGUGAUAGUCUUAAUGAUGUAUAUUUACGUGGGGUUGAGGAAUUUUUAGACUAUACUUUUAAGAAAACUAGGAGGCGUGGGGAAGUACAUUGUCCAUGUGUCAAGUGUAGUAACACAUAUUCUGCCACACGAGAAGUGGUAGGGACACACCUCAGGGUGUAUGGAAUAAUACGUAAUUAUACAUUUUGGUAUCACCAUGGAGAAAGGGUAGGUGAAUCUGAAUCUAAUUUAGAAAGUGUUCAAAAAAGUGAAGAUGAGCCUAGCAAUGAGAUGCAUGACAUUUUGAGGGAUUUGUAUCCAAAGUUUUGUGGUCAAGAUACAAAUGACAUGGAUACGGAUAUCUUCCCUUGUGAUAUUCAUAAAGAGGAACCGAAUGAGGAAGCGAAUAAAUUCUAUAGGUUACUAAGAGAUUUUGAGCAACCAUUAUACCAAGGUUCUACGAGCUCAAAGUUAUCUUGCUUAGUCAAAUUGCUCCAUAUCAAGAGCCUUGGUCGAUGGAGUAAUGAGUCAUUUACUAUGUUGUUGCAAUUAUUGAAAGAUGAAUUAUUACCUCAAGGAUCUAAUUUGCCACAAUUGUAUUAUGAUGCAAAGAAAGUAAUUCAAGAUCUUGGUCUCUCAUACAAAAAAAUUGAUGCAUGUGUAAAUAAUUGCAUGUUAUAUUGGAAAGAGGAUGAGAGGCUAGAUUUUGUAAGAUUUGUAGCUAUUCUAGAUGGAAGACUAAUAAAUAUAAUGGGGAGGACAAGGACAGCGUCUUUGAUGAGAUGGCAUAAAGAUAAGAGGGUAGAUGAUGGAGUGAUGAGACACCCUGCUGAUUCAAUGGCAUGGAUUUCUUUUAACAAACUACAUCCAAAUUUUGCCUCAGACUCUCGCAAUGUGAGACUAGGCCUUGCUAGUGAUGGAUUUCAACCUUUUGCCAAUUCAAAAAUGCCAUAUAGUGUUUGGCCAGUUUUACUCAUUCCAUACAAUUUGCCACCUUGGAUGUGCAUGAAACAAUCAAAUUUUAUUUUAUCAAUGCUUAUUCCAGGUCCUGAGGGUCCCGGAGAUGCAAUUGAUAUCUAUCUUCAACCUUUAGUAGAAGAAUUAAGAGAGUUAUGGGAAACUGGCAUUGAUACAUUUGAUGCAUAUGCACAACAGAAUUUCAAGUUACAUGCAGUUUUACUAUGGACUAUCAAUGAUUUCCCUGCAUAUGGGAACUUAUCAGGUUGGAGUACUAAGGGAAAGUUGGCUUGUCCUUAUAGUAAUAAGGACACCUGUUGGAUGAGGUUGGCCAAUGGAGGCAAACAAUGUUAUAUGGGUCAUCGACGAUAUCUUCCUCUUAAUCACAAAUGGAGAAAUGAUAACAAAACUUUUGAUGGCACAAGGGAGCGAGGGUUACCACCCAAGCCACUUUUAGGAGAUGAUAUACUUGAUCAAGUGAAAAAUCUUGAAGGGGUCAUAUUAACUAAGGCUCCUCAUAUGAAGAAAGCAAUCUCACAUGAUGGCAGGGGGGACAAUUGGAAUAAAAAGAUACGUGGUUUACUUCCAAAAGUAGUAUAUGAAACACUUGUAGAGCUAUCAUUGUUCUGCACUCAUUUAGGAGCAAAGUCAUUAAAGGUGGAUGUAUUGGAGCAAUUAGAAAAGCAAAUUCCUAUAACUCUUUGCAAGCUAAAAAUGAUCUUUCCACCAUCAUUCUUUGACAUUAUGUCAUGUAUUCGUAAUAGAGCUUGUGUAGAGGGUUCAAUUGUAGAGGCAUACAUUGCAAAUCAGUGCAUUACUCUUUGCUCAAGGUGCUUGCAUGGCAUUGAGACAAAGUUCAAUCGAAUGGAGCGCAACUAUGAUGGUGGCAGUAAUAAAAAUAAAGGAGGCUUAUCAAUUUUCUCCAAAGUAGGACGAGGAUUAGGUGCUAGUAAAACUCAUGAUCUUGAUACACAGGAGUGGGAGCAAGCUCAUAUUUAUGUAUUAAAGAAUUGUGAUGAAGUCCAGCCAUACAUCGAAGAGUAUUCACAAUUGCCAGCAACCAAUUUAGUAGGUAUGUCAGAAGGUCAAUGGAAUAAAAAUUUUGUUAGAUGGUUUAAGACGAAAGUUGCAUGGUUUCAUACUGAAUAUCAUGACCAAGGUUUGAGGACACAAAAUAGUGGAGUUGUUGUAAUUGGAGAUAUUGGUGAUGAAGUUAACAACAUAGAUUACUACGGUGUCUUAACUGACAGUAUUCAAUUGCAAUAUCUUGGAGGAAGACCUAACCAAGCAUCACAAGUCUUUUAUGUUCCAGACAAUAUUCACAAAGGCUGGCAUUGUGUGAUAAAGGCACAUCCUCGAGAUUCCUAUGACAUCCCAUUAGAAGAAGACAUUGACCCCGUUGAUUUGAAUCAAUUAGGUGAAGCAUAUCAAUCUGAUGAAUCUGUCAAUCUUGAAUAUAGAGAAACAACUAUAGUUGAUGCAAAUGACCAAAUUAGUUGGAAGAGGAUGAAUAUAGAGCCACAAAUAAUUGAUAUAUCUUCAACACAGAAGAAAAGAAAACAUGGAUCUUGA
Molecule: messenger RNA, 2541 nt
Organism: Hevea brasiliensis (rubber tree)
Lineage: Eukaryota; Viridiplantae; Streptophyta; Magnoliopsida; Malpighiales; Euphorbiaceae
Exons: 8
Coding region: 1-2541 (846 amino acids)
Source: RefSeq, a predicted model, not a curated record